This is a messenger RNA of Ilex paraguariensis (yerba mate), 1312 nucleotides long. NCBI's taxonomy places the organism in Eukaryota, Viridiplantae, Streptophyta, Magnoliopsida, Aquifoliales, Aquifoliaceae. The record is from the annotation of a GenBank genome assembly.
AUGAGUAAGCGGGAGAGUUAUCUUAAUCUUCCUCGGAUGCUUCUUAGAGUUCUGCUGGUAGAAGCAGACGACUCCACUCGUCAGAUCAUUGCUGCUUUGCUUCGUAAAUGCAAUUACACAGUUGCUGCUGUCCCUGAUGGUUUAAAGGCAUGGGAGACAUUAAAAGGGGGAACUGACAAGAUAGACCUCAUAUUGACGGAAGUGGAGUUGCCAUCGAUCUCUGGAUAUGCGCUUCUCACCUUAAUUAUGGAGCAUGACAUUUGCAAAAAUAUUCCAGUUAUCAUGAUGUCGUCUCAUGAUUCAAUUAGUGUGGUCUUGAAAUGCAUGUUAAAAGGCGCUGCUGACUUUCUCAUUAAGCCUGUGAGGAGGAAUGAGCUGAAGAACCUAUGGCAGCAUGUUUGGAGAAGACAAAUGCAAACUGCUGGGCAUGUUCCUCACAAUAGAACAGCUGCAAAACGCGAAGUUGAAGCCGUCUCUGAAAACAAUGCUUCAAGCAAUCAUUCGAGUGAUUGUCUGACUUCUACCAAGAAAAUAAAUGAAUGCAGCCAGAAAGGAAGUGAUGCUGAAAGCUCUUGUACAAUGCUUUACUUGGAAGCUGAGGAUGCAUACGUGGAAAAUAUGCAGGGUUUGUCACAGAUAAAUUUUGAAAGAGCAUCAUCUGAUGAAAGCAAUAUAGCAAGGCAUGAAGCAUGUGGAGAAUUAGUUGAGAAAUUGCUUAUGUCUAAUAAUGAAACAGGAGGAAAAUCAAGUGUGUCUGGAUCAGAUGUUGCUUCAUGCAAUGAACGUUAUAGUACAACUGGACUCAGAUCGGGAGAAGACCAUACAUUGAAUAAAAAUGCAGGUGUGUGUCUAGAAAGUUAUGGAGACUACAGAAAUAUCAUUGGUGAGAAUGACCGGUGCACUGAUGAACUUGUUGAGCCCUCAAGUGAAGCCAUUGACUUGAUCAGCAAAUUUGAAUACAACCCAACAGACAUUGCUGGAUGUUCCGGCAGUGUUGCUCCAUACUUAGAACUUUCUUUGAGAGGAUCCUAUCCCAGUUGCUCAAAAGAUGUACGGACUAACCAACGGCAUACUCUACACCACUCCAACGUCUCUGCCUUUUCACGGCAAGUCACUCUUUCAAUAAUCUUAGUAUAGUCAUAUCUGGAUGGUUCUUAGUACAGUCAUAUAGUCAUAUCUGGAUGGUGCUGAAGUUGAGAUUUGAAAAAGGCAACAUUGGGUUAUUUUUUUUCAGAGUACCCAUGCUUUCAAUUGUUUCUCACUGCCUUCUGUUUUAUUGUAAAAGUGCAUGUGUUAUACACUUAUUGACGAU